Papaver somniferum (opium poppy) is the source of this 2175-nucleotide messenger RNA. Its product is annotated as pentatricopeptide repeat-containing protein At1g03560, mitochondrial-like. The transcript has a single exon. Gene Ontology annotation, molecular function: protein binding. Bases 157 to 2064 code for a protein of 635 amino acids. The record is from RefSeq and is a predicted model, not a curated record. Lineage: Eukaryota; Viridiplantae; Streptophyta; Magnoliopsida; Ranunculales; Papaveraceae.
UUGAACUCGGGUUACUGGAUUCAGAGUCCAAUGUCCUGACAACUAGACCAUAGAACCGAUGAUGGUUCAUUCGCGAAGGAUUUUGUUCAUCAUGAGAAAUAUAAUUUCUAAAGUUAAAACCCUUCUCCUGACGACCCUAAACAAUAACGGAAUCUGAUGAGAAAAUUGCACAGGUUUAUCUCUGUAACUCAACUGACACCCCGCCGAUUCUCCAUUUCGUCUCACCACAAUCAUCUUGGCAGGAAUGAUCAAGGGACGAAUCAAACCCCUAACUCUAUCUGGAGCAAAACAUUCCCUCCUAGUUCAAGGUUCGUUUCGACUUCCUUUCCUCCUCCCGAAUGGAUAGAACCUUUUAGAAUACUCAAUCUUUUAGAUGAUUCUCCAACAAUGGAAUCCAAUUUAGAUGAUUACUGUAAAAAAUUUCUCAUCAAAUUAUCACCUCAUUUUGUCACUCAACUACUUAUGUCCUCUCAGCUUAAACAAAACCCAAAAUUAGCUCUUAAAUUCUUUUAUUGGGCUGGCAAACAAAGGAAUAAUUAUUCUCACAGUUUAGAUUCUUAUGUUACAUUAAUUGGUAUACUGGCAUCAGUUAGAGACAUAGAGGGAGUUAAAACUUUAGUCGGAGAAGUCAGAGAUAGAAGUUUUUUUAUGACUAUUUCAACUUCAAAUGCUUUGAUUAAGAGUUUUGGGGUUUUAGGAAUGGUUGGGGAAUUAUUAUGGAUUUGGCGAAGAAUGAUAGAAAACGGAAUUGAGCCAAAUUUGUUUACUUACAAUUUUAUGAUGGAUGUUUUGGUAAAUUCAAUGUGUAUAGAAUCUGCUGAGAGGGUUUUUGAUGUUAUGGAAAAAGGAAUAGUUCGUCCGGAUGUUGUUACUUACAAUAUUAUGAUCAAAGGGUAUUGUAAGUCGGGGAAAACAAGGGAUGCAAAAGGUAAAUUAAGAGAGAUGGAAAUGAAAAGGGUCGGUCCUGAUAAAAUUACAUAUCUUACUUUGAUACAAGCUUGUUAUUCGGAAGAGGAUAUUGCUUCUUGUAUGAGUCUUUUCAAUGAAAUGGUGGAGAAGAGACUGGAAAUUCCUUCACAUGCUUACAGUUUAGUGAUUAGUGGACUUGUUAAAGAAGGGAAAUGCUAUGAAGGGUUUGCUAUUUUUGAUUGUAUGGUUAAGAAUGGUUGUAAAGCUAAUGUGGCAAUUCAUACCGCUUUGAUCGAUGCUUUGGCGAAAAGCGGGAAUGGAGAGGAAGCUAUGAAGUUUUUUGAGAGAAUGAAGGAUGAAGGGUGUGAACCUGAUGACGUUACUUAUGGGGUUAUUGUAAAUUGUUUAUGUAAAACGGGGAAGUUGGACUUGGCCUUGGAGUAUUUGAAGUUUGGUCAUGAGAAAAACAUUAGGGUUAAUGCAGUAGUAUAUUCAAGUAUAAUUGAUGGUCUUGGAAAAGGUGGUAGGGUUGAUGAAGCAGAGAAGCUUUAUGAAGAAAUGCUCGAUAAGGGAUGUACACCAGAUUCCUAUUGCUAUAACACACUCAUUGAUGCAUUUACAAAGUGUGGAAAAAUUGAUGAAGCAGUAACCUUGUUUAAACGAAUGGAGGAUGUAGGUUGUGAUCAGACAGUUUAUACGUACACUAUUCUCAUUAAUGGGUUGUUCAAAGAACAUAAAACUGACAAAGCGUUGGAGAUGUGGGAUAUGAUGAUCGACAAGGGUAUAACACCCACUCCAGCAUCUUUUAGAGCUCUUUCAAUUGGGCUUUGUUUGUCAGGAAAGGUUGCUAGGGCUUGUAAGGUAUUGGAUGAGUUGGCUUCAAUGGGAGUUAUUCCAGAGACUGCAUUUGAAGACAUGAUCCAUGUUUUAUGUAAAGCAGGUCAUGUAAAGGAGGCUUGCGAAUUGGCAGAUGGCAUUGUUGAUAGGGAUCAUGAGACACCUGGGCGUGUACGCACAGUCCUGAUAGACGCAUUAAGAAAAGCAGGUAACGUUGAUCUGGCCCUGAAACUAAUGCAAAGUCAGAUUGGUAUACAGUAUGACAGAUGGGGUAGUAUUAAAACACGGGAUAAGUUUCGAAACCUCUUUGAGAGCUGAAUCUUAGGGGUUACUUGAAAUUAGAUGUAUUUGUUCAAUAUUUCAUUUCAUAAAGAUGAGUAACCAUCUUCAUUGAAAAUGUGAACAGUUUGAAGAUUAAUGAGUUUGUAA